This is a messenger RNA of Coregonus sp. 'balchen', 3110 nucleotides long. The record is from the annotation of a GenBank genome assembly. NCBI's taxonomy places the organism in Eukaryota, Metazoa, Chordata, Actinopteri, Salmoniformes, Salmonidae.
UCCCUGUACCUGAUUCGUCAGGAGAUGACGGUAUCCCAGAAGCAGCUGGGAGAGUUCUGUGAGGCCCUAAAGCAGUACCUGAAGAAUGUCUCUGCUGAAAGAGACUGCUUCCAGUGAGUCCACCUAUUUAACUUUAUCUGUGUGUCUUUCAUUGUCCAUCUCACACAAUACCUUUGGUGACCAUUUGUCCACAGUGUGUGUUUUUCUACAUGGCUGAUGUAUUCACAACCUAACUGGUUAAAUACGAACCCUGCUCAAGUACUUUACCAAUCCUCAAUAUACAACUUAAUAUCGUGAGACAGAUGCCCUGACACAUUUCUUUGUUAACCCUGUUGUGAUUGUGUCAUGCCUUCACAAAUCCUCACAUUAGUCUCUGGAGUGAUGGGCCAUGCCUUCUAACAGAUGGAAGAUCUUAAUUUGAGCCAGUUUGUUACAGCAGGAAAAUUAUCCUGAAGCAACAGGAAAUGUGAAUUAUAUGGAUUUUAAUUAAUGGAUAUGUUUGUAGGUGUUGAUUCAUUUUUCUUAAGGGAAAAUAAAGUCUGUAAUUUCAAAGUGGAAAUUACAAACUUCAGAAGCCUUUUUAAAACUCAAAUACACUACAAGUCUUAAAAGUAAUAUACUCCUGCAACUUGUGAUCAAAUUAAGAUCCUACAUCUAUAAUGCUUAUUUUGUCACAAUGCUCUGCAAGGUACUAAUCUCAGCUCCAAGUAUAAUGGCAGGAAGGCUCAGUGGAAGGAAACUCAGAGAGAGCAUGAAUAGAUAUGAGAAAAUAAAGGACAAAUAAGUCAACAUUACAGUUGAGGGAGAUAGGGAGAGACAGAGAGCCUCUGAGUGCUGGUGUGUACAGGUUAGGGAUGGUUGAGAGAGCAUCUGGCAGAGAAAGGAUGUGCUGGGGACUGAAGAGGCAAUCAGACUGGAUAAACCUGUUAGACACGCUGUUGUCCUCUGCCUCUCCACAACUAUCAUCAACCAGGAGGAAUCUCCAUGUGACAAGGGACGAUGAAGUGGAAAAUAGGGUUGAGCAGAUUAGAGAAACCUGGGUUUAGGUGGACAGAGCUUCUCAGAUCUUCUUGCUCUGAGCUGAGGUAGUGUGCAGCAGCCUACUGCACAACCUCCAAAUACGCUUUAGAGCACUGCUGGAAAUAGCUGAUUUGUAGAGAAGAUUACAUUUAUUUUCACUAUUAUUGCUGCUGCCUAUAGUACAAUUGUAUCUUCUUUCCAAUCAAUGUAGCAGCAGAUUCUCAUGCCUAGAGUGUGUAAGACUCAGUUCAAAAGGACAAGUUCCUCUACGGUCGGUUUCAGAGCUACUCCCUGGAGCCAAGUCCAGAAAAUGGGCUGGCUGCUGUCAGCAGUGUUUUGUAGUCCCAUCAUUAUACACGUAGGGAUGGUCAAUAAUUGAUCACUGAGGAAUUGGGCUCUGAGUCUGUACUGUGAAUAGAUGGUUUUCUUUCUCUCUCUCUUCUCUUUCUUUCACACAUUACCACUAUUUAAGUCUGAAACUUUAUUUUCCUCCCUCAUCUCUCUACUCUUGGUUCCUAUAUGUGCUUCUAUAUGGUACUAAUACAUCCUGUAAAUUAUGCAAAUGUUUUGUCCUUGAACUUACACGCACAACACACAGACAAACACACAGACAAACACACAAACAUUGACAAAGUUAUGGGAAGGAAGCACACGCAUGGAUGCACAGACACACAUUCAAACACCCUCCCCUUGUCCACAUCUUUCUUUUAGAUGGACACACAUUAACUUAGACAUGUUUUUUUCGGUUUGAUGAAUGUGAUUGUGGAGCCUCCUCGCACAGAAGUGGCCCGUCAAAUGAAACAAUGCAGUCGUCUGAUCUAGAUGUAACCUCAGACAGAGAGCUGCCAGCUGUAAUGGAAGCAUUCAGCAGGUCAAUAAGAUGUGUCAGGAGUCUCUCCAGUUGCGAGCUCCACUGUGAUGGAAGGAAACAUAAAACCCAGCUCAUACAGUAGAACUCUUCUACUGCACUAAACCCCUGAGGUACAACUCAGCCAUCUGAACCACUACUGCCCUCCAGUGGAGGAUUAUGCGUGGGAGUGAGUGGAGCUGAAGUCAAGUGACUAUGGGCUUCUACUAUAAUGGUUGACUAUGGGCUUCUACUAUAAUGGUUGACUAUGGGCGUCUAUUAUUAUGGUUUAUGUGGUGUGAAAGUGUUUCUGUGCUCAGCUACCACACAUCACUCUCUCACAUCUGUCUGCGUAAGCUUAUUGGCAAUUCACUCUCUUUAUUUGAAUAUUUUCUAGUUCUCCACUGUUCCAAUGUCCAAUGCCCAUUAUUGACUUGCCAGUGUCUCACUCUCUCUUUUUUUAUUCCUUUCUUCCUCAGUGUGACUGCAGUGCGGCUGCCAGAUGGGCUGUCCUUCGUGAUGUAUGAGUUCUGGGAUGGAGAGGAGGAGUGGAAAAAGUAAGUUCUAGAAUUGUGUCUCAUUUGACUUCUCAGGUAUGGAGUCAUCCCUCCCUCCCCCACAUCUUCUGACCCUUCACUCCUUGGUCUUCUUAUAAUCCCAUAGGUACAAUUUCCAGAAAUUAUGGAAUCAAUAAUGCACAUUAAUUUGAUAUGUUGGUGUCUACUAUUUUGUAAGCACAGUUCUCAUAUGAGAUAUGUGUAUUUUUUACACAAUUGGGUAAAUGAUUACAGAAGAGCCGUCAUUGCUUAGUGUUUUUGUUUAAAUGUUGAUACAAAGCUAACAUCUGGAGUCAGACUUUGGUUAAGUAGACUCCAGAGGUACAAAGCUCUAUCACAGCAGGAACCUAGCUACAGCCACAGUCACUGAAUAAGGCUGACAUACUGUAAUUACUUAUUGAUGUUUUUGGGGAUGUGCUGAGGCUGUGAUGAGUCUCUAUCUUGUAAGUUCUCUAUUAAUAUUUUACUGCUCACAAUCACAUUAUAAUCUAUGGGGCGUAGGAGAACUGAAGGAGUGUGUGUGUGCGUCUGCAUGUGUGUGCGCGUCUGUGUUUAUAUGUGAUCUCAUGCACACCACCUCUGUCCUCAGGCACCUCCAGACUGCGUCCUUCAAGGCCUUUCAACAUGUUAAAGUGGACACUCUGUGCCAGCCUGAAGCUAUGUCCACUGUUGCUGUGCCAGGUUAG